Ambispora leptoticha is the source of this 405-nucleotide messenger RNA. Lineage: Eukaryota; Fungi; Glomeromycota; Glomeromycetes; Archaeosporales; Ambisporaceae. The record is from the annotation of a GenBank genome assembly.
AUGAAGGCUACGGGUUCUCCUUCACUCGAUGGAUUUAGUGUUCUCAAUGCAAUUAAUGCUACCUCAGAUGCGUGGAGCAAAGUUACUCAGGAAACAAUUAUGAAUGCUUGGCUAAAAACAGUUGUGAGAGAAUUUGUAGAUAUCGACACCGAUGUUGCUUUUGAGAUGCCAUCUGACGAUGACAUAAUCCGUAAUAUUAGGAAUAAGGAUGACCAUUCCACUGAAGAAGAAAUAUUAGAACCAGCACCUAAAAUUACGGAUCACGAUGCUUUGAAAGCUUUGGAUUUAAUUGAAAUGUAUCUUUUACAACAACCCAAUGAUUUUAUAGCUACUGAUAAUGAUAGAAAUACUGUUCGUAGAUUGAAAAAGGAGGUUUCACGAUUCUCUGCUCUUCAAAAAAAGCAG